AUUUCAGCGAGCCCUCUAGCUCACCGGCCCUGUCCCAAUGGCUACCACGAGAGCAUCCCAGCGAGUAAAACUUGGACAGUUUCUCCUGGAGCAGCAAGAGCCUUUCAUCUUAGAGGUUUACCUUUCAGAAAGAGGGCUUGUAAAAAAAGGCUACAAGUCAGAAGCUAACUCUGGUUGCUGCUGCAGCAACUCAAGCAGGAAUAGAAAGAGAAUUCCACACGGUUCCAAGGUUCUCAGAGCUGUAUACAACAAGCUCAUAUCAAGAAACAAGAAUUCUGAAAAUAAAGAUGGAAAGCCAAAGCAUAGGAAUAUCCAGGAGCAGGAAGGUGCAGAACCAGAUAGAUUUUCCUCAACAAGCAGCAUUACAGUGUAUAAUUCAUGCCCUGACACUGAUAUAGAAGAACCAUCGACGACUGUAAACAAUUCCCAGUUCGAUGAUCAAAGAGAAAAAGAGGCGGAUACAGAAGGGAAGUUCCAAUGGAACGGAAUGGAGGACAGCAAACAACAACGCCCUGUGUCGGUAUUAGAAAAAUUACCUUGUUCGAGAACUUUCCCACUUCAUCAGGAAACAGAAGAUUUUAUGAUUUCAGAUUCUACCUCAGAUUUUCUUCUUCAAUCCACAACAGAGAAAUCAGGUUUUGCAGGAACAAGAGAAUUUCAAGAGCUCGUGUGGAUUAAUCCUCAGUCACCGUUUCAGUAUUUGAUAUCCAAAAGGGUUCUGCAUCAAACAAAGCAGCUGCUAUUCGACUGUGUAAGGGAGCUAGUCCAAAGCCAUGAGGGAAAAGAAAGAAGACAGUCGGAUUCUAAGGAGGUUUUCGGUGCAGGUGAGCUCCGGCAGCUCCUAUGCGUGAAGUUAGAGGGGUGGGGAGAACAAUCCGUUAAGUUGUUGGAUUCAGAUUUCGUUAAUUCUUCACCUGAGUGGAGUGACUUUGAUUCAGUGAAGAGGGAUCUUGGAUUGGAAAUCGGAGACGCCAUUUUGGAAGAUAUCACCGAGGAAAUUAUGAUAGAUAUGAAUGAUCUUAAGGCUAGGAUGAAAGGUCAGUUUUCACAAUAAUUUUAUUUGAUUAAAUUAACAAGGGUCGCCUGUAAAAUUAACAGGGAUAAUUUAGAUAGAAUGAAGGUUCUAAAUCUGU
Rubroshorea leprosula is the source of this 1133-nucleotide messenger RNA. The record is from the annotation of a GenBank genome assembly. NCBI's taxonomy places the organism in Eukaryota, Viridiplantae, Streptophyta, Magnoliopsida, Malvales, Dipterocarpaceae.